Radiomyces spectabilis is the source of this 544-nucleotide messenger RNA. RefSeq lists its product as uncharacterized. NCBI's taxonomy places the organism in Eukaryota, Fungi, Mucoromycota, Mucoromycetes, Mucorales, Radiomycetaceae. Bases 119 to 397 code for a protein of 92 amino acids. Gene Ontology annotation, molecular function: protein binding. The record is from RefSeq and is a predicted model, not a curated record. The transcript is spliced from 3 exons.
AAAUUUUUCACCCUUGUACCAAAUAUAGGCAUGCAUCGAUCUUCGGAAAAAUGCACUGACGUUUGAUGAUGCCGAUAUACCAUUUUUGAAUGAACAUGAACUUCCUGAAAAACAACGCAUGAUUGAGGUCCAUGGAAGUGCGGAGGACGAAAUGCCCGGUGAAGCAAGAGUUGCAGGAACGCAAGCGGCUGCAAAUGCGGCGCAGGGUGUAGAAGGGACGUUGCAGCCACCGACGGGAACCACGAUUCCGAGCACAUCUCAAACCACUACAAGAUAUCCAGAAAGUGAUAUCAAUGUCUUGGUCAAUCUUGGUGUGAGUCGACAGGAAGCGAUCCAUGCAUUGGAGAUGUCCGGAGGGAACCCUGAUUUGGCAGCGAGUCUGUUAUUUCAAAACUGAUUGCCGAAAUCGCCUAGUGGCAGCCUGUCAAGUUGGAAGCACGUGCCUUGACCGAAAAUGCUACGAUGUGCUGUUUACCAAUAACCAUUUUUGGAUGGCUGACUUUCAGUUUCCUCCUUGCCCCUCUGUCUCCUUUUCAAAAAUUUG